AUCCUGUCAUGAAAUCUGUCUGACCUUGACAGCUUCACUCAGAAACUCACGAAAGUGUAUUUGUUUUCAAAAAGAUGGACAAACGCUUAUUUUGAGCAUGACUGUAACAUUCUUUUAUCUCGCGCGCAAACACAAACAGGUUUUGCCUGUGCGUGUGUGUGUGCGUGUGUGUGUGUGUGUGUGUUUUGGCUGAUGUGUGUGUUGUCCUCUUCUUCAGCUGGAGUUGAAAGCUAAAGCGUCUGUAGUUCGUCAUGACUGUCUUACAUCGUUGAAGGGGUUUUAGACAGGGAACAAAGGGGAAGCUGCACUUUAGACUGGUGUAAAUAUGGCUCAUCGUUCCCAGUGCUCCUCUGCCGGGGACAAUCCCCUGGACCCCAACUACCUGACCCCUCAUUACCGCGAGGAAUACCGAAUGGCGAUUGACGCCCUGGUUGAAGCUGACUUAGAGGGUUACUAUGGGUUUCUUCAGGAAGCAGAUGUGGUUGAUUUCUUAUCCCGUUCAGAGAUUGAGUAUAUCAAAUGCACGGUGCAGGCUCCACAUCACAUUGCCCAACCAGAGAGGCGAUACAUGGCUGAAGAUGUGGAUGGCUCUUCUGACACUUACUGGCCGGUACAUUCAGACCAUGAUGCUCCGAGCCUGGACCUAGGCUGGCCGCAGCAAUUCAGAUUUGUUGGACCCACUGAGGUCACUACAUUGGUGAACCCCUCUGACCCCGAAAUGCCCAGUAUCAAGGAGCAAGUCCGCAGAAUGAUCAAGAAUGCACAACAAGUUAUCGCUGUGGUAAUGGAUAUGUUUACAGAUGUUGACAUCUUUGCUGAUAUCCUUGGUGCGGCGACACGUGGUGUAGCUGUUUAUGUUCUUCUUGAUGAAAUGAAUGCUCACCAUUUUGUUGGAAUGGUGAACCACUGUAGGGUGAAUCUGGAUGAAAUAAAAUUCAUGCGGGUAAGAACUGUGUCUGGUAGUACCUAUUACUGCCGAACAGGAAAGACCUUCAAAGGUCAGAUGAUGGAUCGCUUUAUACUGGUAGACUGCAGAGCUGUGUUAAGUGGCAACUAUAGCUUCAUGUGGUCUUUUGAGAAGAUACAUCGCUGUCUUGCUCAUCUCUUUCUGGGACAGCUUGUAACCACCUUUGAUGAAGAGUUUCGGAUUCUCUUUGCCCAUUCAGAGCCACUGGUUGUUGAAAAUGUUUUGGCAAAUAUGCAGCACUCUAGUGGAGAACCUGAAAGCUACUUCAACACAGAAAAGACCCACAUGUUUAACAGAGAAUAUCCAACUAUGGGCAUGGAAUGGGCUGGCCGUACUACAGAAGAUCAUAUGAAAUUGGGUUACAAAAUGUUACCUUUUAGGAGUGAAUCCAUCCACAGUGCAGCAGAAGCAAAUCCCUCUGUUCAGAGGAACAUGAGCCUGCAUGCUGCCCAGCAAUAUAGAGGGGACCAUCAAUUUAUAGAGCAUGGAAGGCAAAUGAGAGAACCAAAUGAAACGGUUGGCUUCAAAAGACAUAGCUCUGGAAAUAUUCCUGAUUAUGAAUACAUGCCCCCUCAAAACCAUCCAACAAUAAAAGGUAAGCAGUUCGUGGAGGGAGCAAUUCCCCAUGGUGGACACUUUGCACAGGAACCAAGUAUUGACAAGGGAGCUGGAUUACAAUCUGGUUAUGACAUGUAUGGAAGGUUUAGAGGCCAAGGCCAACACACUGAUCAGUUUUCAGGGCCUGGCUUCCCUCCUGAGGGAGAUGAGGAUGAACCACCUGGAGCUUAUGACCAUAUUCAAAGAUACUUGCAGUCUCACCCUGCUAUGGAGGAAGGACAUGGUCCACGUAAUGUAUUACCACCUGUGCAGUCCAAUCUCAAGAGACAUAGCGCGGGACAGUCUUAUACAUGUCAGACCUCCCCAACACAACCAAACUCACCAGAACAGAAAAGUUUCUUCAAUGUAAACCGCAAAGCACAGAAUGUGAGUCAAAAGCAAGGCAUGCGGGACUGGAGGAUCAGCUCAUACCUUAGUGCAUAUAAUGAUGCAGGAGAGCUGGAUUUAGCUGAACUUGAAGGAUCCACUGCAUGUGAUGACAUUCCAUGUUUUACACAGGAAGCUCCUUGUGGCCCCAUACGUCCUGAAAUUAGACUAGGAAAUAGAGAGUUUAACAGGAUACCUUCACCUAGGGAAAAUCCCAUGUUUGUCCAAAUUCAGAAUAAUUCUAUUGUGCCUAACAGUUCAGGUAAUCAUCCAUCUGACGUAUCACAAAUAAAUAUGAAAACAAAACCAGCAUCAACUUCAGAGUCUUCUUGCACCACUGAGGGUGACAAAUUGGAGGAGACGCAGAAUAGAGAACCUAAAGAGACUAGCCGAAUAAGUGAAGAGUUCCUCAAGAGGAAACCCAGACAUGUCCAGAGGAGUUCCAGACUGAGACACUCGUUGAUAUUCAGUUCAAAUUUGGAGUUGCAUGUGUCAGAAGAGAUGAGAGAUACUGGUGGAGAAAAAGAUGUAGAUGAAGCUUCAAAACUUUCAGCUCGUGUGUCACAAAUCUUGGAUAAAAGGAGAACUGGUUCUCCAUUUCAACCAUUUCAGUGGAGCAGUCUUGUAAAGUCAGCAACAUUUGAUAACUCUGCCUCAGAGUCUCCACAACCUGAGGAUGAACUGAACAAAAUGGGUGAAAAUUCUGAUGUACAUAAGGUUGAAAACUGCCAAAAUCUUAGAAAGAAUUCAAUAAAGGGUGAUCUGCAAGAAAAACAUCUGCCUCAAACAGUUCCUGAAACAAACAGCCAAAGGGAUGAAUGCCCAUCUAAUUUAUUGCAAAAGUCAUCUUCUUUCAUAGAUAUGAAUGACCCUGACUGUAGACUGAGGUAUUUCAAAGAGUUAGCAACCAAACGCAAACUUGCAGCAGCAAAGGCUUCUCAGAGCAAUCCUAUAAAAGCCACCCAAAAGUUUACUCUACCGGAGAAACCUUCAACUAUCGAUGCAGAUAAAAAAACAGGACAUGUUUUCAAGAUCCCAGAAACUCCACUCAAGUCAAAAAAUACCUCUGUCACAGCAACAGAGAUCAAAUGUGAGGAAUCGAGUAAAGACAUCCUACAUAGAGCUACUGAUGCUGAAAAGAUUAGAUUAAAGAAAAAACUUGCAGAAAAAUCUGGCUCGUCUUUAAAAAAUUUCAAGGGAGACAUUGAUCAAGCUCUAAAACAAGAGGCAAGAACAGUAUCUAAAAACCAGGCACCCCCCAUUUUAAACAGUUUUUCACAAAAGCCUCUCUGUGCCUCACAAAAUCAAGUAGUUUCUGUUGCAUUAGAUACUACCUCAACAGAAUCUGGCCUCAACCAAUAUCAUAUUCCUAAAGAAACAGAUCCCUCCCAUGCAAUAAUAGCAGACUCUUCUCAGCGCCUCAGCGAAAUUGGGGUAGAUUUUUCUAAACACUCCACCGCAGUAGGGGCUGAACCAUCUACAGCAGAAAAUGUGUAUUCCCAACACCACCCUUCAACAGAUAAAAACUCUUCUCAACAGCAUACUUUAAUGGAAGCAGACUCUUCCAAACCACCCACUACCACAGAAAGUGAACCCUCACGAAAAUCUACUUCAACAAAGGCAGACUCUUCUCAACACACUCCUGCAUCUAAAACAGACUGUUUUCAACAGCCUUCAAGUGAUAACUCUGAAAAAUCCACUGCAGUGCGGAGAGACCCUACUAUGGCAAGAAAUAAACCUUCCCAACAGUGCACUGAUAUAUCUUCAGACCUUUCCAAACAUCCCCCUGCAGUGAAGGUAAACUCUUCCAGAAACCCCACUGUGGCAGAGAUGGACUCUUCUGAGCAGUCUGUUGCAUCAGUGAUAGACUCUCCCCAACACCACAUGGCAAAAGAAAGUAAAUGUUCACUAAAACCCACUGUAUCAGGUACACAACCUUUCAUACAGCCAAAUGCAUCUGCUGCAGCCACUUCACAACAACCCAAUGCAGUGGAGGCAGACUCCUCCCAGGAGACUACUGCAGCAGCCACAGACUCUUCUCACCAACCCAUUACAGCAGUUACAGAUUCUCCUCAACAACCCAUUGCGAUGGAGGCAGACCCUUCUCAGCAGUCCACUACAUCAAUGGUAGACGCAAAUGAACAGCUAACUGCCCAUUCCCACACUACAACAAAAAGUGACCUUUCCAUAGAACCUUUCAGGCAACUACCUUUAUGGGGAGCAGGCUGUUCUCAACAGGCCUCUGCAACAACCACAGGUUCUUCCCAAAAGCCCACUAAAACAUUCACUGACUCUUCCCAGCAGUCCACUGCAACAGAGACAGACUCUUCCCGGGAGCCCACUGCACCAGUCACAGAUGCUUCUCAGCAGCCCGCUGCAACAGAGAUAGGCUCUUCCCGGAUGCCGACUGCAGCAGACAAAGACUUCUCCCAGAAGAUCACUUCAACAGGCACAGACUCUUCCCAGCACCCCACUGCAACAGUCACAGACUCUUUAGACACAGGCUCUUCACAGCAGCCCACUUCAACAGAGGUAGACUCUUCCCGAGAGUCCACUGCAGCAGACACAGACUCCUCCCAGAAGAUCACUUCAACAGACACAGACUCUUCCCAGCAGCCCACUGCAGCAGACAAAGACUCCUCCCAGAAGAUCACUUCAACAGACACAGACUCUUCUCAGCAGCCCACUGCAGCAGUCACAGAAAUUUCCCAGAAGUCCACUUUAACAGGCACAGACUCUUCCCAGCAGCCCAAUGCAAAAGAAACUGACUUUUCCCAGGAGCCCACUGCAAAAGACACAGACUCUUUGCAGCAGCCCAUUGCAACAGAGUCAGAGUCUUCCCGAGAGCCCACUGCAGCAGACACAGACUCCUCCAGGAUCACUUCAACAGACACAGACUCUUCCCAGAAGUCCACUUCAACAGAGACAGACUCUUCCCAGAAGCACACUGUAACAGCCACAGAUUCUUUCCAGCAGUCUGUUCCAACAGAGACUGACUUGUCCCAGCAGCUCAGUAUAACAGAAAGUGAGUUUUCCCAAAAUCCCACCAAAAUGGGGACAGACACCUCCAAACAUCCUAUUAAAACAGAAAAUGAAUCCCAUCAAGAUAUCACUGCAACAAAGUCUGACAGUGUGAAUGAGAAAAAAGAUGAGAACUUAUCCGAAGCCUUUUGCAAACUAAUACCCAUUCCAGAGGUUAACAAUACUCAAAAAGACAAUAGCAUAUCUCAAAAUGCAGUCAUCACAGGCUUAAGUUCCCCAGCUGAAUAUUCCCAAUCUAAAACUGUUACACCUUGUGAUAGCCAAGUGGAACUUAACCACACACAAGCACGGGCUAAACCAUGUAUAACUCCUACAGUUAAAGACACAGACAAUGGUGCUUUAACUAGUCGUGAUUCAGUGGACGUGAGCUUAACUCAGUCUCAAGGUUCACCAGAGCCUUGCCUGUCCUCAAAUGAGAUCAACUCAACCCAGGGAAUAACACAAUUACAAUCUAGCUUUUCAUCAAACCCUAUGGAAUCUAGCUGUCAAAAUGACUCCAAGCCUGAGAAAACAGAUGAGUGCCAGAAAUCUGACACCAUUACAGAGCAAACUCAGAGUCAUGAUACUUCAGCUGUAGAUGCAGGGCCCAAGAUAGCUCACAUAGAAGUUUCUACAGCAACAGACUCUAAUGAGGUUGAUAAAAUUAAACAAACAACACCAGAGGUAGAAAACACUGUGACUAAAUUUGCAGAGGUGUCAGAAAAAUCACAUUUGACUGUACACAGUAAUUCAGAAAAUCAGUCUUCUGUUGCAGAGAAUGCAAAAUCGAUAAUGUCUGCCCAUCAGACAUCUACUGCAAAUGUUAUCUCUUGCAGUAACCUUAGAGAUGACACUAAAGUUCUUUUAGAGCAAAUUUCAGCAAAGAACCAAAGCAGAUCUUCCCAGUCCAAGCAGACUCUUCCUGCUCCCAAUGAAGCGAAAAAGGGUGAGGUUAGCUCUGCAGAUAAUUUGUUUUCAAAUUAUUCAGGAAGGCCCUGGUCCUCCAAGGCUACACCAGAAGAGCGGGAGAUGUUACUACAAAAGAUGGAGCAAAUGCGUAAACAGAGGAAGGCCUACAGCCGUUUUGAGGCCUCAUAAAUUAAACCAUUGGAGGAGGGGCUCCCUUGAUGAACAAUAAGAGGAUAGCGAUUUUUUUACCUCAUAACUGUGAACCUGCACAAACUUGGAUUGAAGUGUUUUAUAACUUCUGAUUAUACCAAAGAGUGCUGCCUAUAUUGAGAGAAUGGAAAUCCCUGCAGGGCUUAACAAGCUAUGCAGAUGAUCUGCGUGACAAAACAGGAACUCAACCUUUACCGGCUGGAAUAUGCUUUUAAUAGGGCAGGUAUUUCUCUGUGUGUAUAUAUAGUGUAGCUGUGAAACACAUUUCUGAAUCUUUUGUAGGUUAUUGGUAGUUCUAUAUUCAGAAAUUAUGAUCUGAUAUAAAUACUGUAAAUAGAGAGUUGUUUACAUAACAAAAACAAGGAGUUCAUUAAAAAUGGAACUGCCAGAGACGGAGCAUGUGAGUGAUGUGGAGUUGGGGAGGAGUUGUGUGAUAUUGCCAGGAGCAAGUAGAAGGUUUUCUGAAAGUCUCCAAAAUCGUUCUGAUACUGCUCCAACAUGUUAACAGACUAUUGUUUGUGUUUCAAUACAGCAUAAAACUUUUCUCCAAGUAUUAUUUAUCUUUUCAUUUAAUAUAUGUAUUUUGUGCCCAGAUGUUUUUCAAUGAUGAUUAAAAAAACACUGAAAGAACUUUAUAGUGGAUCAAUAAUUGGGCACACCGUCUACUGUAUGUUGUAAACUUGAAGCAGUGAGUAACAGGAAAUGGAAAACAUGAAACAAAGUGGAGCUGGAGCUAAAUGAUCACAGGAUGCUUUGAGGAGGGAAAAGUGAAAUUGUUCAGUCACAUGGUCUGGCCAGAGAAUAGAAAAGGACUUUGUUUACUAGUCCAUCAGUUGAUUGUGUAAAGCAACGAUAUGCCAUUGUGAAAUACAUUCUGUUGGUCUGUGUUGAUGCACAGUGGAAACUCCAAAAGCACAUGUUUUUGAGUCCAGGUAACAUAUUAAUGAGGAUAACAUGUACAUGCAGCACCUUUUACUAAAAGGAGUUUCUCAAUAUACUAAAUCGAUAAAGUACACAAAAAUGUGCAAUAUUGUGAAUUUAGGAUGAGAUAUUGAUUUAUUUACAUUGUGAAAUCUGUUUGUCAAAAAUUACCAGUGUAUUAAGACUGCAUCUGUUUUUGAUGGAGGUCCCCAUAAGCUACGCGUGUAGAGAACCAGAAAUGUCUGUUGCAUAUUACCACCAGUUCCUAAAGUUGUAUGUUGUAAUUAUUUUUAGAGCAAAAUGAGUAACACUACUCUGAUAUUGAACUAAAAUAAAACUAGAACUUAAGACAUGUUUUACAAAUAUUGAAAUCUCAAAUGUGUGUUUUUUGCUUUUGUCGCAAUCUAGGCUUUCAGAACAGAUGAUGAAACAAAAUGCUCAAUGGGAAGGAAUUUAUCAAAAAAAAAAAGUGUUUAUUAAUCUUCUGAUGAAAGAAUAGUUUACACAAUGUUUGUUUUUUGCUUUUUUUCUGUAAUCGUUCCCCUUUGGCACCAUUAUGUGUGUUUUAUAUGGGAACAAAUGGAUAGUUGACUCAAAAAUAAAAUUUUUGUUAUCUUUUA
Cyprinus carpio (common carp) is the source of this 7632-nucleotide messenger RNA. RefSeq lists its product as uncharacterized. Gene Ontology annotation, cellular component: keratin filament. Gene Ontology annotation, biological process: protein localization to cytoskeleton; positive regulation of cell migration; intermediate filament cytoskeleton organization. Gene Ontology annotation, molecular function: keratin filament binding. NCBI's taxonomy places the organism in Eukaryota, Metazoa, Chordata, Actinopteri, Cypriniformes, Cyprinidae. The record is from RefSeq and is a predicted model, not a curated record.